AUGGCUGAUCAACCCGCCCACACCCUGGACCACAUCUUCCAGAACAACAAAAAAUGGGUCGAGACCAAGAGCAAGGCUGACCCCGCCUUUUUCAAUAACCUUGCUGCGGGGCAGAAGCCCAACUACCUAUACAUUGGCUGUAGCGACAGCCGUGUCCCAGCCAAUGAGAUCAUGGGCCUGGAGGCAGGCGAGGUCUUUGUCCACCGCAACAUUGCCAACCUGGUCCCCAAUGUCGAUCUCAACGUCAUGUCUGUCAUCAACUAUGCCGUGCGCCACCUCCGAGUCAAGCACAUCAUUGUUUGCGGCCACUACAACUGCGGCGGUGUCCAGGCAGCGCUCACCUCUGCUGACUUGGGACUGCUGAACCCAUGGCUCCGCAACAUCCGCGACGUCUACCGCUUGCACGAGAAGGAACUCGACGCAAUUCCCGAUGAGCACCAGCGCUACAACCGAUUGAUUGAGCUCAAUGUAGUGGAGUCCUGUAGGAACAUUAUCAAGACCGCUGCUGUCCAGCAAAGCUACGACCGGGAUGAGUUCCCCGUUGUCCAUGGAUUGGUCUUCGAUCUGCGUGACGGUCUGCUCAGGAACCUCGAGAUCGACUUCGAGGCCAUGCUCCAGGACGUGAAGAAGAUUUACUGCUUGUCGCCGGGUCCCAAGAAGGAUUAA
This is a messenger RNA of Penicillium olsonii, 666 nucleotides long. Lineage: Eukaryota; Fungi; Ascomycota; Eurotiomycetes; Eurotiales; Aspergillaceae. The record is from the annotation of a GenBank genome assembly.